Neolamprologus brichardi is the source of this 4690-nucleotide messenger RNA. The record is from RefSeq and is a predicted model, not a curated record. NCBI's taxonomy places the organism in Eukaryota, Metazoa, Chordata, Actinopteri, Cichliformes, Cichlidae.
AUGACAGUGUCCAAUACGAAGAAGAGACGGCGGACCGCUCUCCAGGACGGCCCUCAACGACGGAGGCAGGAGGAGCAGGAGGCGGUGUCGGGAACCAAGAUGCAGGAGAUUGUUGUUUCCAGAGGAAAGAUCCUGGAAUUAUUACGGCCAGAUGCCAACACAGGAAAGGUGCACACUCUUCUCACAAUGGAAGUGUUUGGCAUCAUCAGAUCCCUGAUGGCCUUCAGACUCACUGGAGGAACCAAAGAUUACAUUGUUGUGGGGAGUGACAGUGGUCGUAUCGUCAUCCUGGAGUAUCAUCCAUCAAAAAAUAUGUUUGAGAAGAUCCACCAGGAAACAUUUGGGAAGAGCGGCUGCCGCCGUAUUGUUCCUGGACAGUUCCUUGCUGUUGACCCAAAAGGCAGAGCUGUAAUGAUAGGUGAGAAUUUUAUGAACGUUGGAUUUCCUGGUGGUUCUGAUGGGCCCAGUGGGGUUUUAAUCUGCUCUGAAAACUACAUCACGUACAAGAAUUUUGGAGACCAGCCUGACAUUCGCUGUCCCAUUCCACGGCGUAGAAACGACCUGGAUGACCCAGAGCGUGGCAUGAUAUUUGUGUGCUCAGCUACCCACAAGACCAAGUCCAUGUUCUUUUUUCUGGCCCAGACUGAGCAGGGAGACAUCUUUAAGGUUACUCUAGAAACUGAUGAAGAAAUGGUCACAGAAAUUAGGCUGAAGUACUUUGACACAAUUCCCGUUGCAACAGCGAUGUGUGUCCUGAAGACUGGCUUCCUCUUUGUGUCUUCAGAGUUUGGAAACCAUUACCUUUACCAGAUUGCACACUUGGGUGAUGAUGAUGAUGAGCCCGAGUUCUCAUCGGCAAUGCCGCUGGAAGAGGGAGACACCUUUUUCUUUCAGCCACGUCCACUUAAAAAUCUUGUGCUGGUGGAUGAACAGGAGAACCUGUCACCAAUCAUGUCCUGUCAGAUUGCUGAUUUGGCCAAUGAGGACACACCUCAGCUUUAUGUAUCAUGUGGACGAGGACCCCGGUCCACUCUAAGGGUCCUUCGGCACGGACUGGAGUGGUUUGUGGCGUUCACGUUCUGGCUCACUCUGUUUGAGGAGAAACCAGACCAUGGAUGGCCAUUUAUUCAUCAUCAACCCAAUCUAGUACUUUGUCUUUUCUCUCCAUCUUACCUCUGUGGCUCUUUCACUCCCUCCUCCAUACAGGUUUACCCAGAUGGUAUCCGUCACAUCCGAGCAGACAAGCGUGUGAACGAGUGGAAAACUCCUGGUAAAAAAACUAUUGUCCGCUGUGCUGUGAACCAGCGGCAAGUAGUCAUCGCCCUCACUGGUGGGGAGCUGGUCUACUUUGAGAUGGACCCGUCUGGCCAGCUGAAUGAGUACACAGAGAGGAAAGAGAUGUCUGCAGAUGUGGUUUGUAUGAGCCUGGCCAACGUUCCUCCUGGUGAGCAACGCUCCCGAUUCCUGGCUGUUGGGCUGGCUGACAACACUGUUCGCAUCAUCUCCCUGGAUCCUUCGGACUGCCUGCAGCCACUGAGUAUGCAGGCCCUACCAGCCCAGCCAGAGAGUCUGUGUAUCGUGGAGAUGGGAGGGGUGGAGAAACAGGAUGAACUUGGAGACAAAGGAACCAUAGGCUUUCUCUACCUUAAUAUUGGGCUUCAGAACGGUGUGCUUCUGAGGACUGUCUUGGACCCAGUGACUGGAGACUUGUCAGAUACCAGAACACGCUACCUGGGAUCACGACCUGUUAAACUGUUCAGAGUCAGAAUGCAAGGACAGGAAGCUGUGCUUGCAAUGUCCAGUCGCUCCUGGCUCAGCUACUCUUACCAGUCUCGUUUCCAUCUGACUCCUCUCUCAUAUGAGACUCUGGAGUACGCCUCUGGUUUUGCCUCUGAGCAAUGUCCAGAAGGCAUAGUGGCCAUCUCUACCAAUACUCUAAGAAUCUUGGCUUUAGAGAAACUUGGAGCCGUCUUCAACCAAGUGGCCUUCCCGCUUCAGUACACUCCCAGGAAAUUUGUAAUCCACCCAGAGACCAACAACCUCAUUUUGAUUGAAACUGACCACAACGCCUACACCGAGGCCACUAAAGCUCAGAGAAAGCAACAGAUGGCUGAGGAGAUGGUAGAAGCUGCAGGUGAGGAUGAAAGAGAACUGGCUGCUGAGAUGGCUGCUGCAUUCCUAAAUGAAAAUCUUCCAGAAGCCAUUUUUGGUUCGCCCAAAGCCGGCGCAGGACAGUGGGCCUCACUAGUGCGGCUGGUUAAUCCCAUACAAGGUUCAACACUGGAUCAAGUGCAGCUGGAACAGAACGAAGCUGCGUUCAGUGUGGCCGCUUGUCGAUUCACCAACACGGGUGACGAUUGGUACGUCCUGGUCGGUGUUGCCAGAGACAUGAUUCUCAACCCAAGGUCAGUGGGUGGCGGCUUCAUCUACACAUAUCGACUCGUCAGUGGAGGGGAGAAGCUGGAGUUUGUGCACAAGACCCCAGUAGAGGACGUGCCUUUGGCAAUCGCACCAUUCCAGGGACGAGCCCUAGUUGGAGUGGGAAAACUGCUUAGAAUCUACGACCUGGGGAAAAAGAAGCUGCUACGCAAGUGUGAGAACAAGCACGUUCCCAACCUGGUGACUGGCAUCCACACCAUUGGCCAGCGUGUCAUCGUGUCUGAUGUCCAGGAGAGUCUGUUCUGGGUUCGUUACAGACGUAAUGAGAACCAGCUCAUCAUCUUCGCUGAUGACACAUAUCCCCGCUGGGUGACGACGGCCUGUCUGCUCGAUUAUGACACCAUGGCUGCUGCUGACAAGUUUGGGAACAUCAGCAUCGUGCGUCUCCCCCCUAACACCAGUGAUGAUGUGGAUGAAGACCCCACAGGGAACAAGGCUCUAUGGGACAGGGGCCUCCUCAAUGGAGCAUCACAGAAGGCUGAGAUAAUAAUGAACUACCAUGUAGGAGAGACAGUGUUAUCUCUGCAGAAGACUACUCUGAUUCCCGGUGGUUCAGAGUCCCUGGUCUACACCACGCUGUCUGGAGGCAUCGGCAUACUAGUCCCAUUCACCUCACAUGAGGAUCAUGACUUCUUCCAGCACUUAGAGAUGCAUAUGCGCUCAGAGUUUCCUCCUCUUUGUGGCAGAGACCAUCUCAGCUUUAGAUCCUACUACUUCCCAGUCAAGAAUGUGAUUGAUGGAGAUCUGUGCGAGCAGUUUAACAGCAUGGACCCUCACAAGCAAAAAAGUGUGGCAGAGGAGUUGGACAGAACACCACCCGAAGUCUCUAAGAAGCUGGAGGACAUUCGCACUCGCUACGCUUUCUAAUCUCACACACGGACAUUUCGCACAACACACAUGAAUUUUACCAAUGCAUACGUUUCAGGACCCACAGAUCGUUGCUUUUCCCAGCUGCAAGUCAUCUUUAGUGAUUCAGAAUGAGGUAGUAUGCAAUUUACUGUGAGUAGACACCAGCUUACGUGGAAACCUACAAGAAGCCACUCGGCCUUGUAAGUGUCUCACGUUAACCACCUGUGACGCAAGUACUUGCUUUCAAGUGUGUGAGCAUUUAGCUGCUGUGUGAACAGGAAUGACACAUACUUUUUCACGGGUCAGUUACUGAGAAUUUGUCAGGUUUUUGUCACCUCUACUCUACAGAAACCAUGCAUGCAGCACCACAAAGACACGUUACGUGGAAACAUGACAAAGCUGUUGUUUCUCUAAACAUUGAGCAGUAGCUUUGGUGUCUUUCACACUUACAUCUGUGCGAGCAGAAUUUGGCACAGCUGUAUGAGAGUUCACACGCUUGAUUGCUUUUUCUGUUCACACAGAUCACACUUAGAAAGUGUCAGUCAUCAUGGAAGAAAAUCUUUUUUCUAUUUAAAGAGUUUUUGCAUUACCCCAGGUAGGAAAGGCUAGUUGAUGUCUAAUGUACACAAAGCUGUCUCUGAAAUAUUUCAUUUUUGUGUAUCCUCCAGCUUUGACCACAGGAAACUUUUUUAUAUAAUGAUAUCAUUUUAAUUUGUGCUAAUUGGAAUAAUUUGUUGUGAGACAUACAUACCAUUGUCCCAGAUGGUAUAAAAGUUCCCAGCCCCAAACCCUUCCUGUCUUUGUGAUGUCAUGUUGGCCCCAGGCUCAUUAAAAAGCACAUUGCUUACUCACACCUGGAAGCCUAACACAAGCUGACACCUAACAGUGUGUAAGCUGCAGCCUGCAGUCCAACAAGUGCCGCCGUUCUGUGGAGUUGGUGGAAAAAUACUGAAGGUUUGCACUGGGUGUUGUUCUUGUCAGUCCAGUAAAUUCCCAACCUCAGCCACAGACAUAGCAAUCCACAGUAGUCACUGAAUUUAGGGGGAUUGUGGGACAGGUCAGUGGGCUGUUUUUGUAAAUAAAGUUGUUUUUGUUCUUUAUAAUGCCAAGCGUCUGUAUCAUUUUAUUUUAUUCUUUUCACCUUAGUAUGUUUGGAGAGCGUCAGUUUGAUAAAGGAUGUGUGACUAUAAAUCUUUGUCAUCAUCAACACAUUGGACGCCCGAUAUUAAGAUUAGUCAUGACUGCAUAUACGCACAGCUGUAGUUGAUGUGCCGAUCAGCUGACGGCUUCUGUAAACGUGUGUUUAGUACAGACUCAAGGUGAAGCUGCUCAACUUCAAGGUGAGGAGAAAAGAUUUAGAUGUUGCAGCAAUUUAAGUCAAGUCCAGUUAUGAUGCAUUUAG